Molecule: messenger RNA, 2757 nt
Organism: Auanema sp. JU1783
Lineage: Eukaryota; Metazoa; Nematoda; Chromadorea; Rhabditida; Rhabditidae
Source: the annotation of a GenBank genome assembly
AUGGUUUUAUCGUCUGUAAAAUUCUAUGUUGGGCUUGGUCUUAUACUAUUCAUAUCAACGUUUGACUUUAUUGGUUUAUUAAUUGUUAUAAUAUCUACGAUAUUCUUCCUUAGCGGUUUUUCUUAUGUGCUUUAUUACCGUGGGCAACAAAAGUACUCGGAACUUAAAGAUGACUUCGCUUCCUUAACAGAUUUUCGAUAUCCGAAUGGUAUAUCACUACUAUUACAAAAUAAGAACAGAUUUAAUGAUAAAUCUGGUUAUGACCAAGUUCACUCAAUGACAGGAUCCGCUGCUAUGGAUUCAGAGCUUGAACAGAUUUUGAAUCUUGUUCUACGUGAUUACAUCGACUCAUGGUACAAACAGUUUUCGACCGACGAAUUAUUCAAAGAAAGUUUGAAAAGAACGACCAGACGAUCCAUUUCAGCUUUGUCUCAGAGUGUGAAAAGAGUAGACUGGAAUACGUUCUUCACUCGUCAUCUGAUUGAUGAUUUCGCAUCUCAUCUCCGGCUAUAUAGGAUGGCUACUGAAAAAGCCGAAAAAAAUAAGGAGAAGAGCCAAAGUGAUUUGUUGAGUUAUUUCUUCGACUUCGAACUGGAAAUGGAGAAAAGCAUCUGUCGUGAUUUAGUUUCCACAACUCCCCAUUAUGAGAACGCAUAUCUUCAUGAUUUGGUGGAUAUCAUUCUGUAUCUGGUAAUGCCUCCGGAGGAUUUCAGAUGUAGGCCAUUAAGGUUUUUACUCCGAGAGAUUAUAGUCCGUCAAAUUAUUAUGCCGUUACUGAACAAGUUCUCUGAUCCUGCGGAGAUGACAAAACUGAUUGUUUGGCUUUUCAGUGAAGUAAAUCCACGACCAGAAGAUUUUGUCCUAUGUCUCGAGAACAGUACUUCCAUGGAAGAAUUACAAGCAGUUUAUAACUGCGUUCUGAACGAAGAACUCGUGUUGAGAGGAAAAGAUUCCGGUGGAGAACAAGGAGAUUUUGUGAAACAACAAUUGGGAAGUUUGGAGCACGUAAAGUUUUUGAUCAAUAAAAAAAUGAGCAACUUCACCCUCGAACAAGGAGUAGAUGUGGUCGGUACACUGGAACCUGAAAAGCAGUUGAUAAAACUUCCUCUUCAUGUAGUUCUUACUAAUAAUGUUGCUGUUUCCUACUUCUUUGAUUUUCUACAAACUGUCGGAGGCCAAAAUUAUAUCGACUGCUAUUUGGCUAUUGAGGGAUUCAAAGUAUCAGUAGAGCAUCAAUUGCGUUCAUUAUCUAAUGGAGAAUCAGGAGAAGAUGAUGUUUAUGAGACUAUUAAAGAAGCUGCUCAGAGCAUGUAUCAUCAAUACUUGUCACAAGAAGCCAUAACUCGUGUACCUCUUGACGAAAGUUCCAUCAACAAGUUUCUCACUCGAUUGCGUCAUGCUGACCUGAUGGAUACCUGGUUUGAAAACAUCCAGGAUAAAAUUGUCGAAGUCCUUCGAAACGAUGAACAGUUCUAUCCUGCUUUCCAGCAAAACCCCUUGUACUCGAAAAUGUUGAUUGAGUUAGGAAUAAUGAGAGAUCAAGAAAGAUCAGAGACUCCUCUCUCUGAGCUCUCCGUUUGUUCUGAUGAGCCUGUCCCUAAAAGUCCUGUGAAGGAGGAAAAAAUGGAUUUCACUACACCGCCAAGUAUAACAACGAAAGCUGUAGUUGAAACACUGGGAAUUGGACAUGGAAAACAACCUUUCGCGGUUUAUAACGUAAGAGUCAGUAAGGAGGAAAAUGGAAAGAACACAUGUUCUUGGAAUGUCCAAAGACGCUAUAGUGAUUUCCAUAUGCUUCAUUCGUUCAUCGUCCAAAAAUAUCCAAAACUUUCUUCACUUUCUUUUCCCGGCAAAAAAACUUUCAACAACUUGGAUCCUCACUUUCUUGAAAAAAGAACAAAGGCUCUCAAUCAGUUCCUCGAAAGCAUCUUGCAACCAUCUUUGAUCCAAUCUUUUCCUGAGCUUGACCGAGUCAUCCAUGAUUUCCUUUGCCAACGAGAUUAUACUGGCUCGAAAGAAUCAAUCGGGCGAAAGAUGAUGUCUGUGUUCGAUCCUAUCAAAAACGGUGUGAAAGCUGUAGGAAAUACCGUGAUGGCCGUACCGGAACAGAUGUUUGAUGGAGUUUCUAAAAGUAUCAACAUAGCGAAAAGAACUAUGAUACCUACAGUCAUUCCAAAAACACCAGUCAUUGUUCCGGGUCGAGUUGCUGCAGCAAUAUCAGAUCAAGAUGACUCGGAAAAUAUCCCAUUGCGAGUUCUGAUUUUGUUUGUCGACGAAGUCUUCGGCGUUCGAGGCAGAAACGCAUGGUUCCGCCGUCAAAUGGUUACUAUGUUGAGACAAAUUGUAACUCCCUUCGGAACAACACUAAACAAGAAGAUUAUAAGUAUGGUUAAUUGGCUCACGAGUGAGCAACAGGUUACCCUGUAUAUCGUGGCUCUCAGAGAAAUCUUAUGGCCCGAUGGACAUUCUGCUCCACCUUCUGCUCCUAUAUGCCCUAGUUUUGCUUGUCGUUCAAAAGUUUUAGCGAAAAGUUUGAUGCUGUCAGCUUUACCGGACGAGCUGCGGAUAAUUCUCGGUGCCGACACUACAUACCAAGGUAUUAACACUAUCACCGAAGCUCUUCAGAACAAAGAUUUAAAUAGGAGACUGCUAUAUGUCAUAUUCGAACGUUUGCUGAUUGCAAUAUUCCCCGACAACAGGUUUGAGAGAAUAUUCGCUCAGCUUCAUAGUAAAAGUCCUCGAUCUCAAAGACCGUGA